Messenger RNA from Peniophora sp. CBMAI 1063, 225 nucleotides. NCBI's taxonomy places the organism in Eukaryota, Fungi, Basidiomycota, Agaricomycetes, Russulales, Peniophoraceae. The record is from the annotation of a GenBank genome assembly.
AUGUCUGCUGCUUCCUGGCGCCAGUUCUUCUCCUUCAACAAGUACAGCCAGAUUGCUGCCCGCGCUGUGCGCCAGUCGCUCAACGAGACGGAGCGUGUCGCCGCUGAGCGCCGUGGACUCACGGACGUUCGUUACCAAAAGUGGGAGGCUGGAAAGGGUGGCGAGCAGGUUGUGCUGAACCCCAAGGCCGAGGAGGGCGGUCCUCCGAAGUCUGCGGCCGUCUAG